ACUCUCAAAAACUCUUCUUGAUUUUUCAUAUUAUUUUAGUUUAGUGUAAAAGGUGAUCGAAAGCAGUACGAAAAAGAUCAAAAAUAAAAGAACAAAAAAAAUUAUUGUUUAAAUUUUUGAUGUGUGAAAAAUCGCGAGUUAAAAUUUAAAAAAAAACAUGAAAUUUCUAAAAUUUCACAUUUUACCAGUUUUUAUACUGCUUUUUACAUUAGUUAAUUGCCAAAAUGUUCCCGGUGGCAGUAAAAUGGUUUGCUAUUACAAUUCAACUAGUUUUAUACGAGAAGGUUUAGGAAAAUUAAUCAUUAAUGAUCUUGAACCAGCUUUACAAUUUUGUACCCAUUUAGUAUAUGGAUGGGUUGGAAUUAAUGCUGAAACAAAUAAAUUAGAAUCAUUAAAUCCUAAUUUAGAUUUAGAUCAAGGUAAAGGACAUUUUCGUGUUAUAACGUCAUUGAAACGUAAAUAUCCAGCUGUUAAAUUUUUAUUGAGUGUCGGCGGUUUUCAGGAUCCUACUGAAGAAGAUACAAACAAAUAUUUAACAUUAUUAGAGAGUAGUGCUGCUAGAAUAUCAUUUAUAAAUAGCGCACACACAUUGGUAAAAACAUAUGAUUUUGAUGGUUUAGAUUUAUCAUGGCAAUUUCCACCAAAUAAACCAAAAAAAAAGCACUCAUCAAUUGGUAAACUAUGGAAAGGUUUUAAGAAAAUUUUUACUGGUGAUGCAAUAUUAGAUGAAAAAGCUGAAGAACAUAAAGAAGAAUUCGUUGCAUUAGUAAGAGAAUUAAAAAAUGCAUUCCGUCAUGAAGGUUACAUUUUAUCGUUAACUGUUUUACCAAAUGUUAAUUCAUCGUUAUUUUAUGAUGUACCAGCUCUGAUAAAUAAUAUUGAUUUUGUAAAUUUAGCUGCAUUUGAUUUUCAUACACCAUUACGUUAUCCAAAGGAAGCUGAUUAUCCAGCACCAUUAUAUGAAUUAAAUGAUCGUCAUCCAGAACAUAAUGUUAAUUUUCAAGUACAAUAUUGGUUAGGUUUACAUUGUCCUGCAACUAAAAUAAACGUUGGUGUACCAACAUAUGGACGUGUCUGGCAAAUGACAAGUGAUUCUGGUUUAACUGGUCAUCCACCGGUAGCAGAUACAGAACAUGAGGCACCACCUGGUUUACAGUCACAUACGUCUGGUUUAUAUAGUUGGCCAGAAGUAUGCUCAAAAUUACCAAAUCCAUCUAAUGCACAUUUAAAAGGUGAAGAUGCACCAGUACGUAAAGUUGGUGAUCCAACAAAACGUUUUGGUAGCUAUGCAUAUCGUGUAGCUGAUGAUGAUGGUAAAUAUGGUUUAUGGAUUGGUUAUGAAGACCCAGAUACAGCUGGCAAUAAAGCUGGUUAUGUACGUGCAAAAGGUUUAGGUGGUUUAGCAUUAUUCGAUUUAUCAUAUGAUGAUUUUCGUGGAAGUUGUAGUGGUGACAAAUUUCCAAUAUUGAGAGCAGCAAAAUUUAGAUUGUAAAAAACAAAAUAUAGAUGAUAGAAGUAAUUCGAUAUUUUCAGAAAAAAAAAUUAAAUAAAAAACUUUUUUUUUCUUUAUAUUGAAAUUUUAAUGAAAAGUUAAAUGUUAUUUCGUAAAAAAAAAUAAAGUAUUCGAAAAAUAUUUUUUAAUUCA
Molecule: messenger RNA, 1645 nt
Organism: Condylostylus longicornis
Lineage: Eukaryota; Metazoa; Arthropoda; Insecta; Diptera; Dolichopodidae
Gene: Idgf4
Product: chitinase-like protein Idgf4
Exons: 3
Coding region: 158-1492 (444 amino acids)
Biological process (GO): chitin catabolic process; carbohydrate metabolic process
Cellular component (GO): extracellular region
Molecular function (GO): chitin binding
Source: RefSeq, a predicted model, not a curated record